This is a messenger RNA of Clupea harengus (Atlantic herring), 1925 nucleotides long. RefSeq names its product mucin-3B-like. The transcript has 11 exons. The coding region runs from base 381 to 1532 and encodes 383 amino acids. The record is from RefSeq and is a predicted model, not a curated record. Lineage: Eukaryota; Metazoa; Chordata; Actinopteri; Clupeiformes; Clupeidae.
AAGGGACAAGCACAACUGCUCAAGUCACAGAGACAACAUCUUCAGCAACUUCUCCAAGUUCAAGUCCCACGACUGUCUCGACAUCCACAUCCAAAGUGACAAGCACAACUGUAUCCACAACUUCAAAAACAACAUCAACAACAACGAAGAAGCCCAUCCAGUGUGAAAACGGUGGAACCCCAAACAAGGACAAUCUAUCUUGCCUGUGUCCUCCUCCUUUCACCGGUCGCACAUGUGCAGUUAUCAACAGCGUCAUUUCUCCAGAGACGCUCAACAGGAAAGUUCAGACAACAAUUGAAGUUAAAGAGAGUUUCAAACCGGAACAUGCAGAUAAAGCUUCAAAGGAAUAUGAGGAGUUUUCCAAAAGGUUCAAAGACGAGAUGACACCCAUAUAUAACAACACAGUGAAAAACUUCAAAGAAGUGGUUGACAUCACUCUGAACGCUGCCACAGGUGGUGCUUCCAGGACCAGAAGGACUUUGUUCAGUGGGAUUUCUGUAAAAGAUACGACCAGUAAUAUAAAUGCUGAACACGAUAUCGUUGUGGAGGUUCCCAACGACAAAGAGUCUGAAGAGGCCCUUGAUGAAACCCUUAAACAGGUUAAAGAGACUCUCGAUGCUGUGGGAAAGUGUUCAACACCAGCUAACAAUAAAGAUUGUCCAUCAUUUGGAGUUGGAGAAGUCGAACCCCCGACGCCGGUGGCAUUUGAUGAAGACGCUUUCUGCAGGUCCAAGGUGGAGCCUGGUUUUGAGAAGUACUUUUCUCCCGUCAAGGUGGACGGGACGCUCACCUGCAUCUCCCCAUGUGAAGCAGCCCAUCCUCAACCCAAAGGGUGCCAGAACGACGGCACCUGUGAGGUGUUAAGAGAGGGACCCACCUGCUACUGCAGACACACAGAGCAGAACUGGUACCUGGGCUCUGACUGUAGCUACCCCGUGCACAAGGUUGGGUUCUACGCCGGCCUAGGGGCGUGUGCUGCUCUGCUGGUGGCCUCAGUCGGCGUGCUGUCUGCUUGCGUCAUACAGAAGCACAGGAAGCAGAAUCGGGAGAAUGACAUGAAGAAUGAGCUGGUGAAUCAGUGGAUGGAGGAUGACUUUGAGUGGCCCACCUCUGGCAGAACAUCACACACACCGUCAGCAGGGGCGAAUGCCAACCCUGCCUAUCAGAGUGGGAGUUUGUACACGCAGCAGGGACUGGGUCUGCCAGGCCUCCAGUCUAGGCCAGCACCGGGCCAGAUGAGGGCCAGAACCGACCCACACUGGGCUCCCAUACAGCAGGGCCCCUCGUACAGAACCGACCCACACUGGGCUUCCCCACAGCAGGUUCCCUCGUACAGAACCGACCCACACUGGGCUCCCCUACAGCAGGGCCCCUCAUACAGAUCCGCUCCUCCGGCCUACACUGGCCCUUCUCCCGUCUCCCUGCAGUACCAGGCAGCUCCACAGAUCCCUCUGCACCACCUGCACAGCGUCCAACCAAUGUGGGAUAGAAUGCCCCAGCUACGCCUGUCUGUUCGGUCUUUUGACAUUUAGCGUCUCUAGCUAACGGAUCUGCUAUGUCACAACUAAUGGAUCAAAGGCAAUAUCUCACCCACAUCACAGCUAAUGGAUCAAAGGCAAUAUCUCACCCACGUCACAAUUAAUGGAUCAAAGGCAAUAUCUCACCCAACAGUCAACAACAAUACUGAAACUGCAGGUUGUCUUACCGUAGAAACCCUCGGCCCACAUAAAGUAUUUAUUUAUAUAGCCAUUCAGGGUCAUUUCCCCUUUUAUUUAUCAAUGAGUCGCCUGUGGCUUAGGUUGUUGACUUUUGUAUUAUUUUAAAAUUUGACUUAAUGUAUGUUAUGUCUGAUGCUAUAUAAUGUAUUAGGACUUGUAUUAUUGAGGAUCACCUGCUUAAAUAAAAAUGCAUCAUCUAAGAAUCUG